GGUGUGCGAACGCCAUGAUAGCAAAGAAGAGGAACCCGGAAGUUCGUUGUGUUUGUAAAUCCAACAGCUACCUUGCAACCCUGAGGUAUAUCAGCAUACGGAAACCUCCUUCGACAGGAGUGGAAACAAAAAAGGAAAGGAGGGAAUUCUCUGUCAGCUGCAGUCGUUUGUAGCGUGUACUGUUGACAAACAUGUUGUCGGAAGGCAGCUCCUUUGUGAAGGGGAUAGCCCUGGGAGGCACAUUCUGCCUGUUGUUGUCCCUGUUGGGGAGCUUUGCACCAGGCAUGCAGUCCAGCCCAGAGGACCACCACCACCACCACAUCAAGGCUCCCACCAAGGACGAGCUACAGAGCCUGUCUGAUUCCCAGAUGGUGGAGCUGAGCCAGAGAGUGCGAGUCUAUUGCGUCAUCAUGGUUCAGCCUUCUGUCCUGGUGUAUUGGUCCACAGCCAAGGACACCUGGGGUAAACACUGCGACCAAGCCGUAUUCUACAGCUCUGAGUCGGCCAAAGCUCUGGAAGCGGUGGACCUUAACGAACAGGACGAGUGGGCCAAACUGCGCAAGGCCCUGAAGCAUGCGUAUGACAAUGCCGGCGACCUGCGCUGGUUCUUCGUGGCGCGGCCCACCACCUUCGCCAUUAUCGAGAACCUUAAGUAUCUCAUUCUGGCCAAGGACCCCAACGAGCCCUUCUACAUUGGCCAUGCCAUGAAAUCGGGUGAACUGGAGUACGUGGAGUACCAGAGCGGCAUUGUGCUGAGCUAUGAGGCACUCAAGAGGCUGGUGAAUGUGUUCAAGGAUGAGGAGAAGUGUCCAGAGCGAGGCAGAGCCCUGUGGAAGCUGAGCGAGGAGAAACAAUUAGCUAUAUGUCUGAAGUACACCGGAGUCUUUGCAGAGAAUGGCGAGGACACACAGGGUAAGGGCCUGUUCAACAGUAAGAGUGUGGGUUCACUCAUCCAAGACAGCAUGAACAAAAACAACUUGGAUGUGGUGGAGGGCUGCUGCUCUGACUUAGCCAUCACCUUCAGCGGAAUGUCACCAAACCAGAUGCAGGUCAUGAUGUUUGGAGUUUACAGACUACGCCCGUAUGGGCACAACUUUCAUGAUUCCUUGAUAUUCCUGCCCCCUGAGGGCUCUGACAAUGAUUAAAGUGCAAGUCUUCCCACUUUGGGGCAGAUAUGGCAUUAACCAGACUGCUGCUGUCAAGUGGUGAAUAAAGACAGUUUUCUUAUUCAGUUUGUGAGCAUGAGGGAGGUUGGCAAGUACUCGAGGGAGGCAAAUUAUUAUUCUUAGUUUUUUAUACCUUUUUGAAUUUGCACUCUGCACAUAAUACCAUUGUGGAAAAGUAAUGAACAGAUGAAGAAAUCUGAAGAGCAAAUGUGCCACACAUUCCACGGAUGGCCAAGUGUCUGCAGGUUUUUGCUCCAACCUUGUACUUGAUUGAUGAAUCAAGGUCACUAAUUAGUAAGGAACUCCCCUUGCAUGGUUUAACACUCCAUGGAAUGAGUUUGACAUUCCUGUAAUCUAGAGUAUACAUUUUCAUUAACACAAUUGACAUUUUUAUUGGUAUUUGUGGCUGAUUUAGUUUAGGCUAUUAAACUCAACAACAAAAAUAAACGUCCUCACUGUCAA
This is a messenger RNA of Oncorhynchus mykiss (rainbow trout), 1628 nucleotides long. Its product is annotated as C1GALT1-specific chaperone 1. The record is from RefSeq and is a predicted model, not a curated record. Gene Ontology annotation, molecular function: N-acetylgalactosaminide beta-1,3-galactosyltransferase activity. NCBI's taxonomy places the organism in Eukaryota, Metazoa, Chordata, Actinopteri, Salmoniformes, Salmonidae.